Penicillium concentricum is the source of this 2046-nucleotide messenger RNA. RefSeq lists its product as uncharacterized. The transcript has 3 exons. The record is from RefSeq and is a predicted model, not a curated record. The coding region runs from base 1 to 2046 and encodes 681 amino acids. NCBI's taxonomy places the organism in Eukaryota, Fungi, Ascomycota, Eurotiomycetes, Eurotiales, Aspergillaceae.
AUGGAGAACAAUAAUCCAAUUUAUCAGUGGCUUUCCACUGUGGAGGACCACGAACAAAGCGGCCAUCAAGAUGGAGCUGAGAACCAGGAACAAGUGAAGGACACAACUCUCACAACGAGCAUACCACGAAUCCGCAUGCCACUUGAGAUAUCUGACAGUGUGCGUGGGAAUGGACAUUCAGCUAGCAGAAAAAGAAAUUCAGGUCACCUCGAGAAAACCAAAGCUUCGUCCGCUCACGAGACCAUACCAGGAAACGAAUGUCAUAAGAGGUCUCUACAUAGUUACGAACUGAGGCCCCGACACAAGACUCGCGAGGAUUGCUACGAGUACAAAGGUCCAUCAUCAGCUGUGGAUACGCAUCGCAAGGGAAGAGCCAAGACAGCCCGGGGCAGGAGACACACCAUGAAUGAUGACUUCCAUGCCAUCAAUGUCACAGGAAACAGAUUGACAUUGCGCAGCAAUACGAACCUGGGUAUAUUCAGCAAGGGAAGGUCUUCUUCUACAACUAAUCACCACGGAAACACCCCGUCAACCGCUCUUACAAAACCCGCACCAAGCGCCAAGUUUUAUAAGCAUGCCGCGGAAUCUGACCUUGCAUUUUCUGAGAUGAGAUUUCUGUCCCGGAGGAAUAAUUUCAGCCCGUACCCACCGUCGACCGCCAGAGACACUCUGGAUGGACAGUAUGAGAGAGAGUACCAUCCACAAGAACAACAGUUCGAUGAUCCUGCACAUCACUCCACAUUCGACACUUCUCAAUUAAAUCGCAUGUUGCGUGAUGUGGACGGCCAACUUGACUCCUCUGUCACACCGCGGUUCACAUGUGAAGAGGCCCCCGUCAGCGAGAUUUCCCCAACUUCCAGCCAUUCUCGGGGUGGUUUCCCCGAAUCCCCCAAUAAAAGAAGAAAGACAUUAAAACGGCCAUCGUCUGUUCCAUACACUUGGACCGAAACUGAGGCGGACAACACGAAACAAAGCCAUGCUCUCGAACAACACCUGCUGAACCUGCUGCGCGUUGGAAUAUACCCCCAAGCGCUACGCUCUGAGGUCACAAACACCGUCUUGGCCAGACGGUAUUGGAGUCUCGCUGAAUUAUGGGCCCUGUUAGAGGAGAGAAAGGUAUCAUGGUCGAACAAAGCUGGCAACAAAGAGCGAGGCUCACCCGAAGCCAACACGGGGCAGCUAGCUGCAGUAGAAGCCGAAGCCGCUGCACAGGAGGUUCCCGAGGUCAUUACACCAGACGAUUUGGAUCUUGUCAAUGUCGGUACUCUACAAAAUGAAAUGUCCAAACAAUCCCCGGGUUCGAAUGUCGCUUGUGAGACGUCUUGCAUUGUGAACAACGGUCUACCACAACAACCUUCGGUUCUCGAGCAACAACAAGGCGGACCAUGUCAAGCUUCGGAUAAAGCGGGCAGUCUAAAUCCCCAGCCUGCUAGCAUAUCAAGCCAAAAUCGUUUCAUAGGCAUCUUGAACGAAGAUCAGUGUGAGCCCUUGCCUCACGAAUCGACAGAGGAUGAAGUCCUUUUUCCUCCGUCCGUACCAGAGGUCGAACAGCCGCAUAUGUCUGACAUCGAGUUUUAUGAGCUAGAUCGAUUCGAUGAUGAUGAUGUAUUCUAUCGCACGCUGGAUGCUGCUUACUGCGCCAUCGUGCACCCUAGGGUUGCGGCAGAAGUUGCAUCAGAUCUACAGCAGUUACUUGAAUCCCCCGAACUAAAUGGCACUGAUCUUCCGAAUACCCCAGAAUCGACUGGUAUUCGGGACUCCGAUAUUCCUACCCUGCAGGUAGAAGCAAGAGAGUCAGAGCAUUUGGCAGCGGUCUCCCAAGACAUCAUACAAGAAGGGUUUGAUGAAAGGCCAACUGAGCCUUCUUGUCAACAAAAAUUCCCCACCAGUCAUUCGGAUGAUCUUUGUGUCGACCAGAACAAUGAUUUGCCAUGGCUGACUACUGGAUACGGCCAAUCACAACCGCGUGGGUCAACUGGAUUUGAUGCGCGACAGAGUCAGCCUCCAGGAUUGUCUGAUUUCUGGCGACGAAACAAACUCUAUUGA